Messenger RNA from Rangifer tarandus platyrhynchus (Svalbard reindeer), 426 nucleotides. NCBI's taxonomy places the organism in Eukaryota, Metazoa, Chordata, Mammalia, Artiodactyla, Cervidae. The record is from the annotation of a GenBank genome assembly.
AUGACCCGGGUUCCCCCGGCGGAGAGCAGCCCGCAGCUGUCGAGUGAGACCCGCCCUCCACCCCCGAAGUAUCAGCAAGCUGUCUUCGCCUCCCUUCCCGCUGUGGGCGGAAGGGGGGCUUUCAGCCCAAUUCCAGCGCACAAAGAGAGGCGGAGAGAACAAAAGCUCGGCGCCCCCAGACAUCCCCAGCUCCGACGACGGUCCCAAGACGCGGCUGUCGGAGUCCGGGGCCGGGUGGGAGGCUCGAGCCUCGUCUUCCGCGGCCGCGGGGCCCUGUGGGAGCAGCCGGCCCAGGUAACAAAGGACCGGACCGAGCAGGACGACGCUGAGGCCGGGCGUGCGGGUGGCGGAGGGGGCGGCGACCUCCCUUUUUGUUCCAACGUCAAGCUGGCGGUUUUCCCACGGCCGGCCUCCGAACUGGGGUGA